GUUUCAGAAAUCCAAAUACUAAAUUUCCCGCUUCAAUCAUCCAAUACAAAGCCCUCAAAUCCCCUUCUUCUUCCCCUUCACUCUUCAUCUCUUCUUCUCCAUUCACUUGCCGGAUCUCUCUCUCUCUCUCUCUCGCUUUCUCUUAGUUCUCACUUGCUUUUUUAUUUCACGUACUCUACUCUCGUGCAAUGGCGAGCGCACCAACUGCUGGCGGAAUAUCAAAGGUUUUGUCCAAUCCAUCACCGGACUCCCCCUCCGAUGUCCCCGAUGUUGUGGUUCAGGUCAUUGAUCUUAAGGCGACGGGAAAUCGCUACAUGUUUACUGCUAGUGACGGUGUCAUGAAGCUUAAAGCUAUUCUUCCAUCGAAUUUGACUUCUGACGUCAUUUCUGGAAACAUUCAAAAUUUGGGGCUUAUUCGCAUUCUUGACUACUCUCUCAAUGAUAUUCCAAACAAGUCAGAAAAGUAUUUAAUCGUGACAAAAUGUGAGGUGGUUUCUCCUGCUCUAGAAAAGGAGGUAAAAACUGAGGUUAAGACAGAGGAAGCAGGUACUAUUUUAAAACCGAAGGUAGAGCUUGACGAUAAGAGCACAUUUAACAAUGGUUCUGGUAUUAUUCUGAAACCAAAGCAAGAAUUGGUUGCUAAAUCAGCUGCUCAGAUUGUACACGAGCAGCGUAUGAACAUGGCACCAGCUGCCCGGAUGUCCAUGACAAGGCGAGUUCAGCCCCUUGUCUACUUAAACCCUUACCUGGGAGAUUGGACCAUCAAAGUUCGUGUUACUGACAAGGGAAACCUGCGUACAUACAAAAAUGCUCAAGGAGAAGGUUGUGUUUUCAAUGUGGUGUUGACAGAUGAAGAUGGUACACAAAUACAGGCAACGAUGUUCAAUGAUGCUGCAAGGAAGUUCUAUGAAAAGUUUUCCCUCGGCAAAGUCUAUUAUGUUUCCAGGGGAACUUUGAAAGUUGCCAAUAAGAAAUUCAAGACAGUUCAAAAUGAUUAUGAAAUGACUUUGAAUGUGAAUUCUCAAGUAGACGAGGUCAGCAAUGAAGCUGCUUUUGUUCCUGAAACAAAAUAUAAUUUUGUCAAGAUUGAUAUGUUAGGUCCUCACGUGAAUGGAAGAGAUCUCGUUGAUGUAAUUGGAGUUGUUCAAAAUGUUUCUUCUACAAUGAGCAUUCGAAGAAAAAUCAACAAUGAGACAGCUCCAAAACGUGAUGUAACCAUUGCUGAUGAAACGAAGAAGACAGUUGUGAUAUCUUUGUGGAAUGAUCUUGCAACCACUGUGGGGCAGGAGUUGCUUGACAUUGCCGACCAAUCUCCUAUAAUCGCAUUGAAAUAUCUUAGAGUUGGAGACUUUCAAGGUGUAUCUUUGUCGACAAUAAGCAGGAGCUCAAUUACAAUAAACCCAGACAUAAAGGAAGCACAUGAUUUGAGAUCAUGGUAUGACUCUGAAGGUAAAGCCGUAUCCAUGUCUUCUGUAAGCUCCGGCCUGAGCCCAUCAACCAAGAGCGGUUCUAGGUCCAUGUACUCUGACCGGAUUUCCUUAUCUCAUAUACUCGAAAACAAAUCUUUGGGAGAAGAAAAGCCCACGUUCUUUAGCAUUAGAGCAUAUGUCAGCUUUAUCAAACCCGAUCAAACAAUGUGGUAUCGUGCUUGCAAAACAUGCAACAAGAAGGUGACUGAAGCCAUCGGAUCUGGAUAUUGGUGUGACAAUUGCCAGAAAAACGAUGAAGAAUGCAGUUUAAGGUACAUAAUGGUUGUGAGAGUAUCUGAUGCAAGUGGUGAAGCUUGGGUCUCUACAUUCAACGAAGAAGCAGAGAGAAUUAUGGGAUGCUCUGCUGAUGAACUUGAUCAGCUCAAAUCGCAGAUUGGUGAGGAGAAUUCAUAUCAACUUAAACUCAAAGAAGCCACAUGGGUUCCCCACUUGUUUCGAGUUAGCGUUUCUCAGAACGAAUACAACAAUGAGAAGAGACAAAGGAUCACCGUCAGGUCAGUUGCUCCAGUUGAUUUUGCUGCUGAGUCCAGAUUUUUGCUAGAAGAGAUAGCAAAAAUGAAAGCUUCGUAAAAAGAGUUCAUGACAAACCCAUGACUAUCUUAAUUAACUUUAGGACUUUAGUAGAAAAUGUAAAUUAAAGCAUCAAUUUAACAUCCUUUUUUUUUUGUUGGUAGUAGAGACCUUGGGGAAUGUUUUUAUUUACCAUAUCAUGUUUUUUUGCUUAUACUACAACUAUUUUACAUCUUAUGGUGUAUAUGGAUGCUUUUAGUGCAUAGAAGCUUAGUUAUGGUUCAUUCACUAUAAACAUUAUUUCUAGAAAUGAUGUGCAGGUUUUCACACUUUUCUUUUUUCUA
Messenger RNA from Cucumis sativus (cucumber), 2344 nucleotides. RefSeq names its product replication protein A 70 kDa DNA-binding subunit B. Lineage: Eukaryota; Viridiplantae; Streptophyta; Magnoliopsida; Cucurbitales; Cucurbitaceae. The transcript has 11 exons. Gene Ontology annotation, molecular function: single-stranded telomeric DNA binding; damaged DNA binding. Bases 189 to 2060 code for a protein of 623 amino acids. Gene Ontology annotation, cellular component: DNA replication factor A complex; nucleus. The record is from RefSeq and is a predicted model, not a curated record. Gene Ontology annotation, biological process: DNA replication; meiotic cell cycle; nucleotide-excision repair.